AGCGUCUCCAAGACAAGAAAACCUCACAAAUCUUCGAUGUGCCUUAUUGGAUCCACGCCCCUCUGAGUCACCACUACUUGGCAACCAGCCACAAACGAAGCUCCGCAACGAACUUCAGGCGACCAACUUCAGCCGGCCGCCUGAAAGUCAAUCAAUGAGUCAACGCAGAUAAAAUACUAUCUUAAAGAGCCACAGUCGACAUUUUCCCUUACAAGUUUUCACAACCAAAGCCCAUCGCAAUAACCAGCCUCUCUGAGAAGGCGCAAUGUCUCGUCGUGAUACCCCGCCAUACGUCCCUCAAGACCCGCAGGAGGUGGCGCAGAUCGUGCAAGCUCUCGACACACAUUCGAAAAAGUCAGGACAUGGCAAAAAGGCAGGCUUUUCUUGUAGAAAGGCCACUUUUGAAGUUGAAGGCACCAACGGACGUACGGUUGAUUCCUGGCGCUUCCAGGACUGGGACUACAAGAAACCCGACCUUCCUACUUACGCCCGUGGCCUCUUUACCUACAGAAACCAAGAGGGGCAGCAAGAGAUUGUUGUCCGUGGAUACGAUAAGUUCUUUAACGUCGACGAAGUGAAUAAAACGCAGUGGCGAAACGUGGAGAACAACACACGAGGUCCAUACGAGCUUAGCGUGAAAGAAAACGGUUGUAUCAUCUUUAUCUCUGGACUGGACGAUGGAACACUGCUGGUCUGCAGCAAGCAUUCUACUGGUCCAAGGGAUGAUGCUGAUCUUAGCCAUGCUACGGCUGGAGAAAAGUGGGUGGACAGACAUCUCGAGACAGUUGGCAAGACGAGACGGGAUCUCGCUUUGGAACUGCGCAAAAUGAAUGCGACCGCUGUUGCGGAGCUUUGUGACGAUAAAUUCGAGGAGCACGUUCUAGCGUACGAUGAAUCAAGGGCCGGGCUGUACGUUCACGGGAUCAAUCUUAACCUACCUUACUUUGCGACGUAUUCAGGACCUCUUGUUGACAAAUUUGCCGACAAGUGGGGAAUGAGAAAGGUCGAGUAUGUCAUGAAGGACGACAUCUUCUCUACCCGAAAGUUUCUCGAGGAAGUGGCCGAAACUGGAUCUUAUCAUGGAAAGCAAACGGAAGGCUUUGUCAUAAGAUGUCAAGCUCGGGAACAUGAAGGCGCGCCUUGGGAGGACUGGUUCUUCAAAUACAAGUUUGAGGAGCCGUACCUAAUGUACCGCCAAUGGCGAGAGGUUACAAGAGCCAUAAUUGCUGGAAAACCUCCAAAAUACAAAAAACACAAGAAGGUCACAGAAGAGUACAUCCAAUUCGCCCGACGCCGAUUCAUUGAAGACCCGAGUCUUGUGAAGGCAUUUCAGCAAAAUCACGGAAUCAUUGCAUUGAGAGAAGCAUUUCUCCAAGAGCGCGGCCAAGCAGGACAUGAAAUUAUCCGGGAAGAAGGAGAGGCUGGCGCGGAUCAGAGUGAGGUGACCCACAAUGUCGUACUUGCUCCCAUCGCCACCAUUGGUUGCGGUAAGACAACAGUUGCUGUAGCCCUUCAAAAACUUUUUGGAUGGGGCCACAUUCAAAACGAUAACAUACAAGGCAAAAAGAAUCGGCCGCAACGGUUUGCCGCCGGAGUCUGUGGCGAAUUGUCCAAACACCCUGUGGUAAUCGCCGAUAGAAAUAAUCAUCAGCGCCGUGAGAGAAAACAAAUCAUUGAAGAUGUCAAACAGCGAAAUCGAGGUGUUCAAUUCGUCGCUUUACAUUGGGUUCAUGAGCCCUCCAAUUAUGCUGCUAUCAAGCAGGCCAUGUGGAACCGAGUUGCUUCUCGAGGAGAUAACCAUCAGACGAUACAAGUUGGUCCCAAGUCCAAAGACGACAUUCUUGGUAUAAUGGAAGGUUUCCUGCACCGGUUCGAGCCCCUUGACGAUUCCAGAGACCCGGAUGACGCAUUUGAUCUUGUCAUCAACCUCGACGUGACGGCGUCCUCGCGCGACAAUCUAGAAACAGUCGUCGGCGCUCUCCACAACGCCUAUCCGAAGCUGAUGACGGAUAUGCCCACUGUCUCCGACCUCGAUGACGCCAUCCAUGCCGCUAUGAACGACUAUCAGCCCGACAUUAAGCACACUCUCAAUUUUGGGGACAAUAAGGCGGCCAAGGCCAAAACUAACGCGCAAAAUCAGGCCAGUACGCCAAAGAAACAAAAACCUCCAAAAGUUGACUUCUUUUGCAUCCGCCUUCCAACACAGCGUAUCAACUCAAUCCUCGAUUCUCUCUUUGCUUCACAGCCGCCCGAAACUGCCCGGUUUUACCGACAACUCCAGCAGACCCGGCGAGUCCAGGCAGCAUUCCAUGUCACGCUCAUCCAUCGGGCUGCUGCCCAGGCCGAAAAGGAGACCUGGGAGCUCUUCGAUGCGAAAUACGUUGCCGCCCUUGCUGAAGAAUCAGCACGGAUCAAGUCUAAGAACCAGGCCUCGCAGGCCAACGGCACCAAUAACGCCAGCGCCCAGCAAUUUCCGGACCCUGUCCUGGCAACGUGCCGUGUCCAGCUUGAACGUCUCGUCUGGGAUAAUCGUGUCAUGUGCAUUGUCGCGCGCCUUCCUGAUGCCGCUGACUCUGGCUGGCAUACGGUUAACCCCGUUGCCCACGUUACCGUCGGCACCGCCUCCCAAGAUAUCAAGCCCAAGGAAAGCAAUGACUUGCUCCAGGCUUGGCUCCAGAAUGGAAAUGGCGAACAUAGCGGCAUCUCCGAGCUAGCGAUUCCCGGACAGAUUAUUCUUCACGGGGAUGUCCAUGCUUCAUUGCAGCGCAAUUAAAUCGGGUACUUGAAAUAGCGAUCUAAAGGCCGGCCAUUUCUAUAGUCUGGUGACGGAUAUCUCCCGAUAGUUAGAGCUAGGGACGGCCUUGGCUAAUGUUAUGUGGACAACCGGGAUGUUCAUACGAUUAUGCAUGGAGAUAUUGGCAUCUAGCUCAAAAUAGCUGAUUAUUAUAUUUUGAACCAUCCCAGACACCUCGUCGCACAAUGAAAAUCCAAUUAAGUCU
Xylona heveae TC161 is the source of this 2999-nucleotide messenger RNA. RefSeq names its product tRNA ligase. Lineage: Eukaryota; Fungi; Ascomycota; Xylonomycetes; Xylonales; Xylonaceae. The coding region runs from base 266 to 2773 and encodes 835 amino acids. The record is from RefSeq and is a predicted model, not a curated record. Gene Ontology annotation, molecular function: RNA ligase (ATP) activity; GTP-dependent polyribonucleotide 5'-hydroxyl-kinase activity; phosphoric diester hydrolase activity. Gene Ontology annotation, biological process: tRNA splicing, via endonucleolytic cleavage and ligation. The transcript has 2 exons. Gene Ontology annotation, cellular component: nuclear inner membrane.